GAACUGCGUUUUGCCGGACACCUUAUGACAUCAUUCAUCCGUGGCGGUGCCUUCUCUCUCCAACGUCAACAUCUAUCCCCGGUCCUUGUCGAAGAUAAAAAAUGGAGAUGAGAUGGAGCCUGCUCAGGCUGGGUCCCCCUGCGUCCUGUACUCUUACUUUCUCCUCAGUGCCUAAUGCGGGAAAGCAGGGCACCAGAUCGUCCUCUCCAUUCUCGUCAACAUCCACUUCAGAGUUGCGACUUUGGGGAGGCGAUAUUCAGCUUGAGUUCUGUCAACCCUUGUCCCAUGCUCACCAUGUUUUCUUCAAAUGGUCACAAGGCCGACCCCACGAGGGCUUCAUCCCGUGCAUGCCCAUGACGACAACGAUGGCUGGCUUGUACACGGGAGGUGUAUACCAGCUCGGCGGCAUGUGGUUUCUCCCGUCAAACCUGUGCUCCGGAACGAACUACCGAACCAUGCCCAGGGUCGAUACCAAGGGUGUGGAAAACAUGAUCGACAAUCAGGAACAGACAAGCGAAGCCUUGUUCUCGACCCCCAGAGUGACAUACAGAUGUCUCUUGGGAUGCUGGCGUCAUCCUGUCAUGCACUUUUGGGGUACCUAG
This is a messenger RNA of Colletotrichum navitas, 602 nucleotides long. RefSeq lists its product as uncharacterized. The record is from RefSeq and is a predicted model, not a curated record. The coding region runs from base 102 to 602 and encodes 166 amino acids. The transcript is spliced from 4 exons. Lineage: Eukaryota; Fungi; Ascomycota; Sordariomycetes; Glomerellales; Glomerellaceae.